AUGGAUUCCAAUACCUUCCAGAAUGAAUUCAUUUGUUCCGUUUGCAUGAAUUACUUUAUAGACCCGGUCACCAUAGGAUGUGGGCACAGCUUUUGUAGGCCUUGUCUCUGUAUCUGCUGGGAGGAAGCCCCACAUCCUCCUAGCUGCCCUGUGUGCAGGACAACAUCACAUGAAAUAAUCUUGAAAACCAACAUCGUAUUGAAGACACGGGUGUUUCUUGCCAGACGGGCAAGACCAUACCAAUUACCCAGUUCUGCAGAAGACAUCUGUGGGAUACACAGAAAAACUAAGAACUUCUUCUGUGAGGUUGUCAAGGACGUGCUCUGUUCACUGUGCUGUAAGUCUAAGGAGCAUGUGGGUCACCGACACUGUUCCGUUGAUUGGACUGCUGAGGAAUACAGGCAAAAGCUCCUGAAGCAAAUGAGGUCUGUGUGGGAAAAGACACAAGAAAAUCAGAGAAAUCUAAACCGAGAAACCAGCGUAAUUCAAAUGUGGAUGGAUUACGUGAAUCUACGGAGGAAGAUGAUUCGUGCUGAGUACUGGAAAGUGUGCCAAUUGCUCUAUGGGGAAGAGCAACACUAUUUAGAGAGACUGGAAAAGGAAAGAAAAGAGAUUUUUCAACAACUCAUGGAAAGUGAAGACUGUAUGGCCCUAAAGGGGAAACUCCUAAGAGGAAUGUAUGAGGAACUGAAGGAAAUGUGCCAUAAACCAGACAUGGAGCUGCUCCAGCAUUUUGGAACCACGUUGAAAAGGAGUGAGUCUGUGCAGCUUAACAUGCCCCAGCCUGUGAACCCAGAGCUCAGUUCCUGGCCCAUCACUGGACUGAUAGACAGGCUCAACCAAUUCCAAGUAUAUAUUUCCUGGGAAGAUGAAAUAGCCGCUUGUCACGUGCCCCUGUUUGAAGAUCUGAGACAUUUGCGCUCUACUCCUGCUCUUCUCGAUGUUGUCCAUAAUCCAACAAGGUCAAAGUGUUUCCUCGCAUGGGGAGCCCAGCCGUUCACUUCUGGCCGACAUUACUGGGAGGUGGAUGUGGGGGGGUGUGGGAACUGGAUCAUUGGAUUUUGUAAUGAUUCCUGGACAAAGAGGAAUGACAUGAUGGUUAACUCCGAGGGGAUUUUUCUACUUUUCUGUGUCAAGGAGGAGACUUGCUGCCGUCUCUUUACCUCCUCCUCACUCCUGCCUCACUACGUGGAAAGGCCUCUCGGCCCCGUAGGGGUGUUCCUGGAUUAUGAAUGUGGUACACUGAGCUUUGUUAAUGCGGCCCAUAGUUCCCUCAUCUGUAGUCUCUUCUCCUGUUCCUUCUCUUCUUCUCUGCGACCUUUCUUUUGCGCUGGAACCACAUGA
This is a messenger RNA of Cynocephalus volans (Philippine flying lemur), 1344 nucleotides long. Its product is annotated as tripartite motif-containing protein 43-like. The coding region runs from base 1 to 1344 and encodes 447 amino acids. Gene Ontology annotation, biological process: innate immune response; protein ubiquitination; regulation of gene expression. Gene Ontology annotation, molecular function: protein binding; zinc ion binding; ubiquitin protein ligase activity. Gene Ontology annotation, cellular component: cytoplasm. The transcript is spliced from 6 exons. NCBI's taxonomy places the organism in Eukaryota, Metazoa, Chordata, Mammalia, Dermoptera, Cynocephalidae. The record is from RefSeq and is a predicted model, not a curated record.